GACGGGUGACUGCUGGUUAGUUUGUGCUCUAAUUUAUUAUUAAGGUUGUGUGGACUAUCACUGCGCACUUCGGCCUUAUUUUACUACAACAACACCAGCCAUUUCACAUCAAUGAACACAGGAAAUAACAAAUUAAUUGAAUAAAACACUAAUUCCGACGAAUACUGCGACGUUAGAAGAACGCAGACAGAUGGAUUCGAAAAGGCCAGCUCCUGACACCACAUAAAUCAACAAACAGCGGAUAAAAAGAAAAUCCUGUUUUGAUUAACUAAAGGCUCUGUCAGCUAAGGAGGAGGCGGCCCAAGUCAUAUAGUCUCAGAGAGAAUCAAACUGGCUGAAAACCCCACCAAAUGCAAACAAUGGCUGCCUUAAUUAGAGCAAAAUACAGAGACGACUGAGAUCCCUAUGCUACAGGCCAUCUUUUCUCACCAGGUGUGAUGGCCAACACUGUUGCCACUCUGGUGGUCCAAACUGAAAUCUUACCUUCUCAAACAUCCUCAUCCCUUUCUCCCUUUCCUUCCCUCCUCCCCACUGUAGUGGAUGGGGAGGAGGAUGGAGAGAAGGGAGAAGAACAGGGGAAAGAGUCAGGAACCGUGCUCACAGGUGACAUUGUGACCUCAUCAAUACCUCCUGUUACGACGGUGGCCCAAAACCCAGAGCAUCCAUUUGAGUGUUUGGACUGUGGCAAGAGUUUUAAGUGGUCAUCCAGACUGGCACAUCAUCAGAGGAGCCAUAACAAUGAGAGGCCAUAUCGCUGUAACCUCUGUCCUAAGGCUUUCAAGGGCUCAUCUGCCUUGCUUUACCACCAGAGGUCUCAUUCAGGAGAAAAGCCCUAUAAAUGUGACGACUGUGGAAAAGCCUUCAAGCGCUCCUCUCUUCUGCAGAUUCAUCGCAGUGUGCAUACAGGUCUGCGCACUUUCCAGUGCUCGUAUUGCCCUUUGACCUUCAAAUGGAGCUCACACUACCAGUAUCACCUCCGCCAGCACACUGGUGAAUGUCCGUACCCAUGUGACAUCUGCUCCAAAGCCUUUAAGAACUCCAGCAGCCUGCGUCGCCAUAAGAAUGUACACCUGGGUUUCAAGCCUUACAUCUGUGAUGUCUGCAAUAAAGCCUUCAGUCAGUCGACUAACCUGCGACAGCACAUGCGUAUACACACGAGUGAACGUCCAUAUGUUUGUGGGGAAUGUGGGUGCAGAUUUGCGCAUUCGUCCAACUUAGCACUGCAUCGCAUCUCGCACAUAGAAGGAAAGGGAAAGGGUGCUGGAGGGGCCAGCUCAGGGUCAGCUCCUCGAGAGGUGGUGCUGACAGAUGAUUUGAACACCGUUGGGAUGACCAUUUCUGAAAUGGUUGGUCUUGUGGGUGGACAGGAGGGAGGGGUUGGGCAGGUGUUCCUGUCUCACAGUGCACCCUCACCUGCUACCUCAAGCACAGCCCAUCAAAAUCACCUUCCCCAGCUUACACUCACACCCACUUCCUCCGAUAUCACAGUCACGGAGCAUUUGCAUGUUAAUAAGACAGACACUGGCGCUAGUGUUUUGCUGUUUAGCUGUGGCAGUUGCAAUGAGACAUUUUCAACACAAAGUCACCUUGAGAAGCAUCAGGCACUACACCUGAACAGCCUUGGCCCAAGGACUGGGGGUGAAGUUGCAACAGAAAAUAGCACUGAGGCUGAGGGAAGUGAGAUGUCACUGGUAGGGACAACACCAUUGUUGGCUGAUUUUGAAGAGGUUGUUGAAACCACCACAGUUGUAGAUAGUGGGCAGAGGGCGGAGUUACUUGGUCUGGAUGGGGUCAGAAACAAAUCAGGACAGGCUCCAUUUGAUCUUCUGCAAAACUUCCCUACGUCUAUGCAUCGGAUGCCUUCUGAUUCUUGUGUGCUAAGUGCACAAUCUACAACAGAAUGUGCUGACUGUGGGAAGAGUUUCAAGACCAGCAGUGGACUGACACGACACAUGGCCCAGUUCCAUCCUCUCGCUCUGUCUGAGUCCCGUUCUCAAUACAACUGCUCGGCAUGUGACCGCUCCUUCUCGCUGCUCUCUUCUCUGCUCACCCACCAGCACUCCCACACUCCAGAGCAGAGAUUGCUUGCAGAGGCGGAGGCAGAAAUUGUCUGCCCCUCUCUCUCACUGCCCCUUCCCUCUUUAAAGAGAGAGGGAGAAGAUGGAGAAAGAGAGAUCCACGUCAGUCUAAUUGCGGUCACUAAGGAGGGAGAGAGACGAGCUGUAAAGCCAUCUGCCAAAGCAUCAGGAAAGGGAAGCAGGAGAGGUGGAGUUAGCAAGACAUCUGCCACAAAUAAUGAGAGGCCAUAUCGCUGCUCUGAGUGUGGGAAGUCAUUCAAAGGUUCAUCGGGACUUAGGUACCACAUGAGAGAUCACACUGGGGAGAGACCGUAUCGAUGCACAGAGUGUAGCAAGAGCUUCAAAAGGUCCUCACUGCUCUCCAUACACCAACGGGUCCACACAGGUGUGCGGGCUUUUCAGUGCCCCUACUGUCCACUGACCUUUAAGUGGAGCUCACACUACCAGUACCAUCUUCGCCAGCACACAGGCGAGCGCCCAUAUGUAUGUCAGGAAUGUGGCAAGUCUUUCAAGAACACCAGCUGUCUCCGUCGCCACAGUCAGCUCCAUUCUGGCCUACGUCCGCAUGCUUGUUCUGUGUGUAGUAAGACUUUCUCUCAGACCUCCAACCUCAAACAGCAUGAACGGACACAUUCCGGAGAGAGGCCCUUCCAGUGUUCUCAGUGCCACAAGAGCUUCACACACUCAUCCAAUCUGCAGCUGCACCUGCGCACACACUCCUUGCGCAAGGACUUCAAGUGUCAAAACUGUGUAAAAGAGUUUGUCACGUUCUCCUCCCUGCAGAGGCACCUGAGGACACAUAGUUCUGGGGGUGUAGUAGUAGGUACGAAGGAGGUGAAGAAGGUGGCUAAAGGUGGUGGGGCACCAGAGACAACAAUGCUGAGUUUAAACAUGAAUGUAAACGGUGGGCUUCCCUCAUUGUUUCCCACUGAUGGUUAUUCUACAUUGAUUAUUUCACCCCCAAAUCUAGACAUACCUCCAAACACAUCACAGAAUUAUUUCAUGAUCCAGACAAUGUCAGGGCUGCAGCUGAUCCCACUGUCCAAUCCCAUACCAACACAACCUGCCCCUCCUCCUCCACCACAACCACAGACUCAGAAUUUCCUGCUUCUUCAGUGCCAGUCUAACAAUGGAAACCAGCCUAGUCUGAUUCUAGUCCCCACAACAUCCAAUACAAACACUCUUUGCACCCCUUCAGAACCACAGUCCCUUCCAUUGUUGCAAACCAUUCCAGCACUGCCCCAAGUUUUGGCUCCAGCCCAACCUCAAAUCCAACAAUUUCAAUCAGUUCAGAUACAGCAGAGAUUUAUAUUGACCAAUAAUAAUCCUCCCCUCAGUACUUUGCAUCCCCAAAGCAUACCAAAAAUUGCUCAACCCAUUUUAGGCACUGUUAGUCGUACCAGGAAAGGAGGUACUAGGUGUGGACGGAAGCCUAAAGCUGCUAUCCAAACCACCCCCCCUGCCAUUAAGAAUAUAGCAGUCAAGCAACCAUUGAUGUCGUCAGCUGCAACUUCCACAUCUACCACAAUAUCCAUUGCCUCUUCUGUUGCUUCCUCAAGGACAGAGUUCCAGCAGCUUAAUGGUUAUGAUCUACCAGCUGUGUCAUCUGUCAGCUCUAGCCAAGUGCCUGAAAGCCCUAUUGUCCCUGCUGUUGGCAUUGUGUCAGUGGCACAAAACUCCUAUAAUUCUCAUGAUCUAAGAGGUGAUCCUGCGAGUUCUCCAGUCGAGGAGAAACCUGUUCAAGAAAUCUCGAGGGAGCGCUUUGUUUUGUGUUUAGAGAAAGGGAUGGAGGACGGAGGACAGGGUGAUGGGAUGGAGGUGAAGGUGGAGAUGGAGGGAGGGAGCAAUGCAGGGCGGUCAUAUGUCUUGCAGAUUGAAGAUGAGGGGCAGCAAGAAGGAGGAGGCAAUAGUGAGGGACUAAAACAAAAAUAUGUGCUUCGGUUUCAGACAGAGCACGAACAUGAGGGAGAUGGAGAAAGAGAGAAGUCUGAAAUGGUCUCUCUUAACCUUCUACGAGAGUGGACUGGUCAGAGCGAGGGGCAUAGAUCUGUUGAGACUGAAGGAAGUGUUGAAGAGAAGUCAUUUGUACUUCAUUUUCAAACUGAUCCUCAGGGUGAGGAGGACCUUCAGCCAAGCUCGGACUAUAUUGGAAGCUUAGGUGAGGAUCUCAGCCUUUCUUGCCAUCCUGCCCGAGCCUUGGUGCCUCUAGAAGGGCAGGAUGUGGUUUUUGAGCUAGGUAAUAAAACUAAAAUGGAUGUGAGCACAGGCCCUGGAGACAGUGUUCAAAUGAUUGCACUGAUAGAAGGUGAGGGGAACAGCUCUAGGGGAGGGGGUGGUUUUAAAGGGGCUGUUGAGGCAAACUCUGGGCAAAUGGAGGGAAUAUUUCAGUUAGAGGGAGGAGAGGGCAUUGUUAUAAUUGAAGUUAGCACCAGCAGUUUGGGAGACGGUGGAAUAGAAUCAGCAGAAGUAGGACAUACUUUAGUGGAAGAAAAUGAGGAAAGGCAAACUAAUUACACACAUGAAGCACAAGAGGAAGUAACAUUAGAGGAGACAAAAGUUCAUGAGGUCGAGAGCAUAUAAUAAUUGGAGAUCGGAAUGAUCAAAACUUCAGGCUAAAUAUGACAUAACUGUUUUUUAGUUUAACUGGCUUUAACACAAAUCACACCUUUAUGACACUUCAUGUCCAAACUAUUCAUAUGAAGUAGUGGUUGUCUCUCUGUUAUUAUAAAGUGUUCCUUUUGGAUGGUGAUUAAAAGUUACAGACAGGAACCAAAUGUCAGUAUUGUAGCUGUAGGACCAACACAGGACCUACAAGAAUGUUGGAUCCUAAAGUAUAUAAAUCAACGUUGACUUUUCCCUUGCACAAAUAGACAUCUGUAGAACACCACGGUUUCUUCUUACUCUGGUGUUUUUACCUUCAGACUGCACUUCAUGAGGAUAAAGCAUAUUGCUUGGAAGUUGCAGAACUUUGUUCACCUGGCCCCUAUGGGGAGCUGUUUCACAAACCACAAUCAUCAGAUACAACCCGGCUGAAAAUAAUGGUUUCUGUUUGAAGGAAGUCUCUGGUGCUCUUCUACAUCCAGGGUGCACUGAAAAGAGAAAUAAUUUAUGAUCUAUUUUUAAUUAUAAACUAUAUUCAGAUAUGCUGUCAUGUUGACAGUGACUGUACAGAGUGAACUUUUGUAAAUAUGUCUACUCUAUUUGUUUUCAUUUUUCAUAUUG
This is a messenger RNA of Xyrauchen texanus (razorback sucker), 5300 nucleotides long. RefSeq names its product zinc finger protein 628-like. The record is from RefSeq and is a predicted model, not a curated record. The transcript is spliced from 7 exons. The coding region runs from base 438 to 4658 and encodes 1406 amino acids. NCBI's taxonomy places the organism in Eukaryota, Metazoa, Chordata, Actinopteri, Cypriniformes, Catostomidae.